Molecule: messenger RNA, 897 nt
Organism: Peniophora sp. CBMAI 1063
Lineage: Eukaryota; Fungi; Basidiomycota; Agaricomycetes; Russulales; Peniophoraceae
Source: the annotation of a GenBank genome assembly
AUGGCCAUCCGCGCAGCAUCCUUCCUUCUCCUCGGCGCCGCUCUGGCUUCGGCCAAUGUGCUCGACAGCCGCGCCACUUGCCCACAAGUCCACGUCUUUGGUGCACGCGAGACGACCGUUCCUCCAGGCUACGGUACCGCCGGACCCGUGGUCAACUCGAUCCUCAGCGCCUUCCCCGGUGCGACGGCUGAAGCGAUCACAUACCCCGCAUGCGGUGGCCAAGCUUCCUGCGGCAGCGUCAGCUAUGCCAGCUCGGCCGUCCAAGGCGUCGCCGCCGUCGCCAGCCAAGUCAACGCUUUCAACACUCAGUGCCCCGAUACCUUCCUCGUGCUUGUUGGAUACUCGCAGGGCGGUCAGAUCAUGGAUGAUGCGUACUGCGGUGGCGGCGACACCAACGAGGGUCUCUCGAACACCGCGAUCCCGAUUUCGGCUGCUGCUCAGAAGAAGAUCGCCGCUGCUAUCUUCAUGGGUGACCCGCGCCAUAUCCCCGGCUUGAGCUACAACGUCGGCACCUGCCAGGCAUCUGGCUUCGCCCCCCGUCCCGCCGGCUUCCAAUGCCCCUACGCAUCCAACAUUCAGUCCUACUGCGACGCCGCCGACCCAUACUGCUGCAACGGCAACGACGCCAACACGCACCAAGGCUACGCGACCGAGUACGGUUCGGUCGCGCUCACGUUCGUCAAGAACAAGCUGAACGCUGCUAUCGGUGGUGGUUCGACUGGUGCCUCGACGACUGCCCCCGCGACCACGCCCACUUCGCCCGCUGGUGGCUCUCCCUCCAGCGGCCAGGCUGCGCACUAUGCUCAAUGCGGAGGUAUCGGCUUCACUGGCCCGACGUCGUGUGCCGCGCCCUACACUUGCAUUGUCUCCAACGCCUACUACUCUCAGUGCUUGUAA